Messenger RNA from Aricia agestis (brown argus), 3987 nucleotides. RefSeq names its product disintegrin and metalloproteinase domain-containing protein 11 (gene mmd). The record is from RefSeq and is a predicted model, not a curated record. The transcript is spliced from 26 exons. Gene Ontology annotation, biological process: membrane protein ectodomain proteolysis. Gene Ontology annotation, molecular function: metalloendopeptidase activity. Lineage: Eukaryota; Metazoa; Arthropoda; Insecta; Lepidoptera; Lycaenidae. Bases 234 to 3812 code for a protein of 1192 amino acids.
GGCGCCGCCCGCUGCUGCUGUUGCUGCUGGCGUUGCUCCGCGCGCAUGGCCUGCUCGCCGCUUCCGGAGAAGCUGAUUACACGCUGGAUGAUUCGUUUUGGAAUGAAGAGAGCCCUGUCGGCGAGGUGGAGCGGCUCCUGCGCGAAUACCGCCAAAACCAGGAGCUGGUGCGGAACAUCGGCGCCCACUACUACCAGAUCAUCUACCCCGUGCAGCUGCGACACCACGAGAAGAUGGGCAUCUCCACCAGGGAGGUCAACACGCAGAAGGGCAGAGGAUACGGACCGGACUACCAGCAGGGAACGAGAUCCAGAGCAAGGACCGGCAAGCACUUCCACCGCACAUCGCUCCUCAUCAAAGCCUUCAACCACAAGUUCCGCCUCGACCUCGAGCUUAACACCCAACUGUUGGCGCCCAACCUCAAACAGAUCCAGUUCCUCGCGAACGGCGCCGAGAGCGAAGUCAGGACGGAGAUUGAGCAGUGCUACUACCACGGCACGGUGAAGGACUACCCGGGCGCGUCGGCCGCCUUCCACACGUGCAACGGCGUGUCCGGCGUCAUCCACAUCGGCAACGAGACCUUCGUCAUCCAUCCAUUCUACGGCGGCGAUCUAUCGAAGCACCCACAUGUGAUAUUCGAGGCGCGGACCAAGGCGAACAAGGGCUGUGCUAACAAGCUGGAGUUCAGGCCGAAGAGCAGGCGGACUAAGCACGUCUCCUACCUCGAAACACCGCUCGCUGAUGACCCUAAGCACAUGAACCCAUCAAAAGUGAAGGAGGAGCGCGCGUGGCGGUGGUGGCAGCACGCGGGUCUGCGCACACUGCGGCGGCGGCGGCGCGACGUGCGGGAGACCACCAAGUACAUAGAGACCGCACUCGUCAUAGACAAGGCGAUGUUCGACCGCCGCAACGGCAGCUCCAGAGCGGAGGUCGUCCAUGACGCGAUACAGGUCGCCAAUAUCGCGGAUUUGUACUUCCGGACCCUCAACACGCGCGUGUCUCUGGUGUACAUCGAGUCGUGGCAGGGCGCGGACCAGGCGGACAUCGACAGGCGACAGGACAUCACGCGCGCCAUACAGAAGUUCAGCGACUACUCCGCCAGGAAACUCUUCAAGGUCGAGAAGGAUACCACGCAGCUGCUCACCGGUCUGACGUUCCCCGGCGGCGAAUCCGGCAUCUCGGUGCCGGACACGAUGUGCACGCCCAAGUCGGUGGGCAUCUCCGUCGACACCAACACCUACGAGCCGCACCUGCUGGCGGGGACUAUGGCGCACAUGAUCGGACACAACAUCGGUAUGGGUCAUGACGACGGUCGCGAGCAGUGCUUCUGCCGGGACUGGCACGGCUGCAUCAUGGCGCAGUCCAUAGUCGGCCUGGAGAACGUCCAGCCGUACAAGUUCUCCGACUGCUCGCGCAACGACUACAGCAACGAGCUCAAGAUAGGCCAGGGACUAUGUCUGCUGAAUAAGCCUAACGAGCUGGUGGUCCACCGACAAUGCGGAAACGGGAAGCUGGAUGAGGGCGAGGAGUGCGACUGCGGCACCAUCUCCGAGUGCCAGAGCCUCAACCCCUGCUGCGACCCCUUCACCUGCCGACUCACCAAGGAGGCCCAGUGCGCUUCGGGAGAGUGCUGCGAGAGAUGCCAGUUAAAACCUCGCGGCGUGAUCUGCCGGGACGCGACCAAUGAGUGUGAUCUGGAGGAGACGUGCACGGGCCUGUCCGGCGCGUGUCCAGUCGACGCGCACCGGAAGAACGGAGAGGCGUGCGAGUCCGGCAAGGGCUAUUGCUUCGCCGGACAGUGCCCCACGCUGGCGCUGCAGUGCGAGAAGAUCUGGGGCACCGGCUCCAUCGGCGCGGACAAGGAGUGCUUCGAACAGUUCAACUCGAAGGGUGCGGUUACCGGACACUGCGGGAAGGACAGCAGCGGACAUUAUAUCAAAUGCGACGUAGAGAACGUACGCUGCGGCUCGCUGCAGUGCCAGGCCGGCAACAGGUACCCGGUGGUGCCGGGCAUGGACGAGUACUACACGCGGACAGUCAUCACGAUCAAAGGCAACGAAUACGACUGCAAGGCGAUCACCGGUCUGGCGGACAACUCGGACUCUCCCGUGGGUCCGCUGGGCCUGGUGCGCGACGGCACGCCGUGCGGCGACAACCUCAUCUGCGUCAACCAGACCUGCACCUCCAUCUUCCCCUACAUCGACCACACCAAGUGCCCCUCCGACCACAACAACAACGAGUGCUCCGCCCGAGGAGUGUGUUCCAACUCCAACAAGUGCGUGUGUAACCGCGGCUGGACGGGGCCGGACUGCUCGCAGCCGGACGCCCUGCCGCCUUCGCCCACGCCUUGGGUGCCGGAGAACGUCACCAAGGCCGCCUACAACAUGACCAAAAAGGAGACGCCAUAUGAGAACUACCACGGCUCGAACACGGUAUUCCUCGUGGCGGUCCUCAUGUCUGUGGUAGGGGGGGUAUUCAUAGUAUUUGCCCUGAGCGCUCUCUGCUACAGGUCAGUCGUAGUACACAAAAACUUCUCCCUGUGCCUAAGGAAAAAGAGUACCCUGCCGAAGUACGACCCGCCCUACGUGAAGAAACCCAUCGCCAAGAGCUUCCCCGCCGGCUCCACCACCUCCAACAACUCCCAGGAGGACAUCUCCAUGGACGGCGGCAAGCUCCACUCCUUCAACAACACUUUUAGAAACCUGCUCAGCCGCGGAGACUCCCAGCGCGUUAUCUUCAGACAUGGCAAUCACAUGUCGGGCGCAGGCAAUACGAGCAGAUAUCCAGACCAUAAACAAAUGAAACGUGUACACUCUGGCAGCGAAGAUGAACCAACGCACUCAGGGGAAGAAGAUAUAGCAUUUAUAGACGUGCCUUCAAACUCCAUGUCGAAGCUGCCGGAGAAGGGCAUCCUGAAGAAGCACGGGUACGGCGCCGUAGACGGCAAGGACAAGUGGGGCGACGACUCCGAGCAGCUGGAGGCUGGCUCGCAGUCCGACGGACAGGAGCCCGGCCAGGCCGUCGCCGAUAUGGAGUAUAAGUUUAAGGAUUUAAAUGGUUAUCACGAGAAUAUCAUAGUGGCUUUAAAGACGGCCGCGGCGCACCGGGCGAGCGCCGGCACCGCGGUCGGGUCCGGCGACCUUCGGGCGCUGCAGGAGUACGAGUACAACAGGGAGCGAGCGCCGAGCGCAGACAAGAUCCACGAAGCGGAACUGCGCCGCCAGCGGGGGGAGGAGGAGGAGGACGAGGUGCCGCAGUGCGGGCCCAUCCGGAUACGGAACCUCGAGGACCUCAUCCGGCAGCUGGAGCACCACUCCAGCCGCCACAUGAGCCCGUCCGGCAGCGAGGACAUCCGGAUGUCGGAGACGGAGGCCGACCGACACUACCGCGGCGAGCCCGGUGAAGUGCCACCGAGAGGACGCGGGCGGAUGGUCGGGGGAGAGGAGUUCGGUUACCCGCGGUACCGCACGGGCAGCGCGCGGCACCACGGCGGGCUGUUCCCCGCGCACGCGCCGCACGCGCCGCACGCCGCGCUCGCCCCGCCGCUCGCGAGCAUGCACGCGCGCGUGCCCGACGACGACGCGCUGUACGAGACGGCGGAUGCGGAGCGGCUGCGCGACGCGCCCGACAGCGAGAGUGAUGAAUUUAUUCAAGCUCAACAACAGUUAGCCCGGUGGGCGAGUGAAGAGGCCGUGCCGACUGCGCGCGACUACUUCCCCUCGCCGCGCGCCGCGCACUCCCCGCGCUCCCCGCGCUCGCCCGCCAGCUCCGAGAGCGAGCGGCCGGCCACCUUCCCCGAGUACACGCACUGACCCCCGCCCCGGGUCGCUCCCGCGCAUGUGAAUACGUAACGUUACGAGUAGCCGUCGAGUGUAUAUAUUUCAUUGCACAGUAUGUUAAUGGAUACGACUGACCUACGAUAGGAUAUAGAGUCGAGUCGCGCGCCGGGCCGCCGCCGCCGCCUCGCCUCGUGUUUAUAUUCGUUUU